AAUGUGGAGCUAAACUCCUUCCCUGCCCCCGGUCACGGGCAAGGGUGUGUCGGGCAGAGCUGCUUUUCCGCCCUUUGCAACUGCCAUUCCUGCUCCCUCCCCAUCCGUUCCUCCUCCCCUUUCGCCUGUUUGCCCUGCUCCUCUCCCCCCGGCCUCUCCCUUCUCUUCGCCUGCCCUGGCACCGAGCAGGGCAGAGACCAGCCGCAGGCACCGCCCGCCAGAGCCUGCAGAGCCGGGGAAGGAGACAGAGAGCCUGAGCCCAGCAGCCAUGGAGACACCUGCUCCACCAGAGACUAGGAAAUGUGAGGCUGCGCGUCAGGCACCCCCGGACCCAACAUCUUUAGCUGGGAAAGAGCUGGAUGAGGCCAUUUGUUACAUCUGUCGGGAUUGUCUGACAGACCCGGUGACUAUGGAGUGCGGGCACAACUUCUGCCGGGACUGCAUCAGCCAGCGCUGUGAGGGAGUGGAGAGACUCUCCUGUCCUCAGUGUGGGGAAACGUUCUGGAAAAGAGCCUUCAGGUCUAACACGCAGCUCGGCCGCAUAGUCGAGUCCAUCAGACAACGGGGGUUAAAGCCAGGACAAAGCGGACGGGAGGGGAAUCGCUGUGAGGAACAUGGCAAAGAGCUCACAUGGUUCUGUAAGGAAGAUUCCAAAGCCCUUUGUGAGGAUUGCGGAGGAUCCCCGGCUCACCGCUCUCACGCUGUGAUUCCCUGGGCAAAGGCUUCCCGCAAGCCCAAGGGGGAGGCAAGCACACCAAGCAGGAGUGACAAUGUGCCUGUUCACGAACAGGGAGCCAUUUCUACUCAACUGCAGGAACUCAGAGCGACUCUGCGAUCCAAAACAAAGCAAAACGAAGAGAAAAUUGUUGCUGAACUUAAGGAAACUCUUGCUGACUUUGAGAAAAUGGUUGCUGAGUUUGAGAUCAGCAGAGCGAGAGGAUGUCAUGUGCGUGUGACUCUGGAUCAGGACACAGCUCAUCCUGCUCUCACCCUGUCUGCGGAUCGGCGGGCUGUGAGAUAUGGAGUUGCAAGGCAGGACCUGCCCGACAGUCCUGAGCGAUUUGAUAAAAGACCCUGGGUGCUGGGCUUUCAGGGGUUCACUAAAGGGGCUGUGUCCUGGGAGGUGGAGGUGGGGGAUGAGGUAUACUGGGUGGUCGGGGUGGCCAGGGAGUCUGUGGAGAGGAAAGGCUGGGUCAGCGCGUCCCCCAGGGAGGGGAUCUGGGCCAUUGACUGGAACAGCCCGUUGCCUCCGGUUCCACCCUCCCCUCAGAGGACCCCGUCCCAGAAGAGCAUGCGGAUCCGGGUCUGUCUGAACUAUGAAGGGAGGCAGGUGACAUUUUUCAGUGCUGAUAAUGAGGCCCUGAUCCUCACUGUGACUGGGGCCGACUUCGCUGGGGGGAGAAUCCGCCCGCUCUUUGGGACAAAGUCCCAGCUCAGCCUGCGUCCCUGCCCUGAAACAGAGGGGCAGGCGGGUGACCCUCACCAGUAGGCCCUGAGCCCUGUGCUCCGGUGGCCUGUCAGUCUGUCACUGGAGGACUCUGGGGGGCGAGGACAGACACACACAGCGCCAGGCUUUAAUCCCCAGCUGGAGAACUCCCUGGCGGGAAACUCCUCCGUUCAUUAACGUCCUCUAACAACCCAACCUCAGCCUCUCUGUGACGUGGGGGACCAGGAACUCGCUGACCACUCCACAGCCCCUUUCUGUAUAACAAAAGGGGGCUGUGGCUCCAUAAAUGAAUAUUAAAGGGGCCAAACAGAGAGUGAGAAUGAGUCUGUUACAGCCGGCAGCGCUAGGGCCCACCCCGGGAGAUGGGUGACCCAGGGUCCGUCCCCGGCUCCAGUGAUGCUGUCGUCAGUUAUCCAGCAUGGAACAGCUUCAACGUCACAGACUGUGGGAGCCCCGAACCGGGAAUUUCCCAGAGCCAGCGGUUAGGGCUGUCACCUGAGAGCUGGCAGAGCCCUGCUUACAUCCCCUGUGCUCAUCAGCGCCAGGGGGACUUGAACUAGUCGUCUCCCACAGCCUGGGUGAGCCGCGAACCCCUGGGCCAAGCGUCAGGAGAGCGUCCUGCCUCCUCUCCCCCUGCAGCUUCAUGUGGAAUUCGCUGGCCUCUGAGCAGGCCUCCCAGACUGGGUGUGAAUGGCUGUGGGAUUAAGCACAAGAUAGGCACUUGGGUGCGGUGAGAAAUGGGGGAAGGGGUAGCUCCCUUUGAUGGACACCCAGCCAUUUGGUUAGCUACAGAAUCCUCCUUUGCAGCUGUACCCUAAUGGCCUUACCUGUAAAGGGUUAAGAGGUAAACUUCAAAUGAGUUGGCACCUGGUGAGGGGAACCAAUCAAUACCUUUUCCAACUGGGGAUGACUGCUCUCUCUCUGUGUGCGUGUGCGUUCGUUUGUUCGUUCCAGGUGUGGGAAAUCAUCAGCAUCAUACCGAGAAACUCCUCCUUUGGAACCCCAGACAUGGAAGUAGAUCAGGAAUGUCUAGUUAGAUGCGAUCAGAUUUAGUUCUUUAUUUUGGGCUUGCGGAUUCCUCUGUGCUAACCCGAGGUGCUUUUGUUUUGUUUUGUUUGUUUGUACCCUUUAAACUGGACCCCACGAAAGUAAUGUUGAUGUUUAAUCCCUAACAGCCUGAGUUUUCAGAUGUGGUUUCUUUCUUUUUUCAAUAAAAUUUACCUUUUUGAA
Molecule: messenger RNA, 2677 nt
Organism: Chelonia mydas (Green sea turtle)
Lineage: Eukaryota; Metazoa; Chordata; Testudines; Cheloniidae
Product: zinc finger protein RFP-like
Exons: 9
Coding region: 269-1489 (406 amino acids)
Molecular function (GO): protein binding; zinc ion binding
Source: RefSeq, a predicted model, not a curated record